UUCAGAGGUACCUCCGAUUUCUUAGCUUUUUCAUUUUCAUUGAUUCAAUUCUUUGCUCUUUUUCUUUUUCCUUCAAUUCCUCAAUACGAUAGUCAGAUCUUCUAGGGUUUUUGACCGAAGUUGAGGUUCACAAAAUUUUUUUAGGGUUUCAUUUAUUACGUUAGGGAACAGAAAUUUUUUUUAUGGCAUUUGAAUGCCAAGAGAGUAUAGAGGUUUGUUUGGUGAAAAAUUCAAUAGAUUCUGAUGAACAACAGGGUGGAUUGAGUGAUUUUAAUUCCAAUUUUAAUCAUAUCACUUCAAUUUUUGAUGCCAAAUCUCAAUUGGAAACCGAAACUGCACACCGAGAAAGUGGAGUGGUUUGUUUGUUGAAGAAUUCAAUUGAAGAACGGGCUGGAUUGACUCAGUUUAGUCCCGAUUCUGAUCACAAUACUUUAAUACGUGACUCGGGAAAUUCCCAAUCGGAAAUUGAAAUCGGAAUCCAAAAACCUUCAACUUCAAACCCCAAAGUUAACGACACUUCAGGACAUUAUCGUAGGUUGAUAACUGAUCUUCCGUCCGCGUUGAUAUCGGAAAUUCUUAAUUGCCUUGACCCGAAAGAGCUUGGUGUGGUUUCGUGUGUCUCAACUGUUCUCAAUAGGCUAGCGUCCGAGCACUCCGUUUGGAAAGAUUUCUAUUGUGAGAGGUGGGGAGCUCCGGUUGUUUCGGGGUUUUCAGAUGAGAAAUCAUGGAGGGAAUUGUUUGUGGAGAGGGAGUUUAGGAGCAAAACCUUUAGGGGACGAUUUAGCAUUGAUGUUCUGUAUGGUCACACUGAGGCGGUUCGAGCUGUUUUCCUUUUGGCCUCUGCAAAGCUCAUUUUCACUUCUGGGUAUGAUUCCAUUGUUCGAAUGUGGGAUAUGGAAGAAGGGUUGUCAAUUGCGUGUUCACGGCCUCUCGGUUGCACAAUAAGAGCAGUGGCUGCGGAUAAGAAACUGUUGCUUGCGGGGGGUAGUGAUGGGUUUAUUCAUUGUUGGAGAGCUGUAGAGGGGCUCUCUUGCUUGUUUGACCUUGUGGGUUCUCAAAACCUGAGUACUGAGUUCCGAAUUUGGGAACAUGAAGGUCCUGUGACUUGUCUUGCUUUGGAUAUUAAGAGAAUUUAUAGUGGCUCAUGGGACAUGACUGUGCGCAUAUGGGACCGUUCUUCGUUUAAGGUUGUAAAGGUCUUGAGGCACACAGACUGGGUUUGGGGCCUUGUUCCUCGUGAUACUACAGUUGCUAGCACUUCUGGCUCAGAUGUGUAUGUUUGGGACGCUGAUAGUGGGACUCUGCUGACGAUAAUCUCUAAUGCUCAUGUGGGUAAUGCUUAUGCUUUGGCACGGAGCCACACAGGGGAUUUUCUAUUCACUGGGGGAGAAGAUGGGGCAAUACAUAUGUUUGAGGUCGUGAGUGAUUGCAUGGAAAGGAAUGUAUUGGAGGUUUCAACGUGGAUUCCUCAUUCUGGUCCUGUUCAUUCCCUGGCAUUUGAGUUUCCCUGGCUUGUUUCAGCUUCAGCUGAUGGGAGGAUGUCACUGAUUGAUGUGAGAAAGCUUUUGCAAACUUGCAAGCCUUCCUUAGGGAAGAAUGUUUCCAAGGUUAGGCACAGGGACCACAAAAGUGUGGAGCCCCCUCAGAGGAUGUUACAUGGGUUUGGCUGCAAUUUAUUCUCAGUGGACAUUGGUGCAGAUCGUAUUGUCUGUGGAGGUGAGGAAGGUGUGGUUAGAAUUUGGAACUUCUCACAAGCUUUAGAAGCAGAGCAGAGGGCCCGUGCUUUAAGAGGAAUACGUCUAGAAAACAGGAUGAGGCGGCGUAGGCUUCAAAUAGAGCUGACUAGUAAGGGUAGUCGAACUGAUCAAUGUUCAGUUGCAGCCAGUAAGAAUCCUAUUAAUGGUGAUAGGAGUGGUGUGUGGCACAAUAAGCGGGGAAUGAGUGGCAGGAUGAAAGCAUAGGAGCUGAUCACAGUCAUUAUUGCUUAUAGACAUUAUUACCCUACUAAUCUUUGGGUAAACAUGUAACAAUAAUCCACAUUCUAUGGCUUAAGCAGGUAUGAUAACAUGUUGUAGCUCUUUCUUUUACAACAGUAUUUGGAUUUGAAAAACAAUGCCCUCUUGAUAUUACAUUUUA
Molecule: messenger RNA, 2136 nt
Organism: Vitis vinifera (wine grape)
Lineage: Eukaryota; Viridiplantae; Streptophyta; Magnoliopsida; Vitales; Vitaceae
Product: F-box/WD-40 repeat-containing protein At5g21040
Exons: 1
Coding region: 183-1961 (592 amino acids)
Cellular component (GO): preribosome, large subunit precursor
Molecular function (GO): protein binding
Source: RefSeq, a predicted model, not a curated record